This is a messenger RNA of Mollisia scopiformis, 837 nucleotides long. Its product is annotated as putative 3-hydroxyacyl-CoA dehydrogenase. Gene Ontology annotation, biological process: fatty acid metabolic process. The record is from RefSeq and is a predicted model, not a curated record. The transcript is spliced from 2 exons. Gene Ontology annotation, molecular function: oxidoreductase activity, acting on the CH-OH group of donors, NAD or NADP as acceptor; NAD+ binding. The annotation marks the transcript as partial. Lineage: Eukaryota; Fungi; Ascomycota; Leotiomycetes; Helotiales; Mollisiaceae.
GAGAAUAGACCAGUGACAAUCAUCGGAGCAGGAGUUCUCGGUCGACGAUUAGCAGUCAUCUGGGCAUCAACAGGCCGCGACGUAAACCUCUACGACACCCACCCCUCCGCGUUCGACUCCGCAACCCCCUACAUAGCAGACACCCUCAGCACCUACUGCUCAACCCACGGCACCCAUCCCGGGCACGUCCACUUCUCGACCUCCCUCCUCCCCUCCCUCUCCAACUCCUGGCUCAUAAUCGAAUGCGUCCCCGAAGACCUCGAACUGAAGAUCUCAGUCCUCGGCCGCCUCGACCGUCUCGCCCCAAAAGACGCAAUAAUAGCCACUAACUCCUCCUCCUUCGCCUCCCGGGACCUCGUCCCGGAGGUAAAACACCGAGAACGCGUCCUAAACACACUCUACUACGUGCCUCCCGCAAACCGCUGCGUCGAACUCAUGUCCUGCGGCUACACCUCCCCCACCCUAACCUCCUUCCUCGUCUCCCAAAUGCGCACGGUGAACCUCCUCCCCUUCCUCGUAAACCACGAAUCCACCGGCAUGAUAUUCCCGCGUCUCUGGGCCGCCCUCAAGCGCGAAACGCUGCAGAUCCUGAAAGACGACGUGGCGAAACCGGAAGAGAUCGAUGAGCUGUUCCGGGAUUUCUUUGGGGCGAAACAGGGCGUUUGUGAGAAGAUGGAUGAGAUCGGGCUGGAUACGAUUGCGAAGGUGGAGGGGAGGUUUUUGGAUGAGAGGGAGAGGAGGAAUGAGACGGAUCUUUGGAGGGGGAGGGGCCAUUUGAGGUGGUUGGAGAGGGAGUUUGUGGAGAAGGGGUGGUUGGGGGAGAAGAGUGGGAUGGGG